AGUGGGACCUCGGCCUUAACUCGCCGCUUGCGACGAAAAAAUAACACAAAACAUAUCCUUUGAGCCGCCGCACAAGCUCCCGAGCUCACGGUCAUGGCGAUGGCGGAGGCGGAAAGCAAUGGCUUCGAGUUCCUGUCGGAUCCGGUCGACAGGUUUCCGCUGAUGGAUCUAUCCGGCGGCAACUGCGUGCCCUCCAACGAAGCCAUUGAAGCUCUGAUCUGCGCCCCGUCCGAUUCCAGUAUGGGCGACGCUGGGGACAGAGCGCUGACAAUGGAGGCGGAUUUGAACAGUACUUGCGAUGAUGUGCCCCUGUCAGCGCCACCUUCAGAGCCGUCAACAGGGAAAGACAAUCCUCAAGGCACCUGGCUGGACAGAGAGGACUACUGCCUACCCCAGCACGCGCAUGACCACAUCGGUCAACAGCAAAACAAGUAUGGCCACACCGACGAUCAGGUUCGCCACCAAAUUGAUAGAUGCAGCGUCCACCCCGGCGGUCCCCUGGCGCCCAAUGAACUGCGUGCCCUCCGCCAUGCCGUUGUGCUGCACCUGUGCGCCGUGCGGCAGCUGCAUGUCUUGAACUCCCACGCCUUAUCCUGCUUCCUGCUGCUGUGGCUGGAUUUGCGCCAACGGUGGCGCUGCAGGGCCAAACGAGGCCAGAUGGUCGGCGUACGCUUCCUGCCACCGGUACAAAUCGCAACCCCCUCGUGA
Messenger RNA from Triticum aestivum (bread wheat), 708 nucleotides. RefSeq lists its product as uncharacterized. Bases 94 to 708 code for a protein of 204 amino acids. The record is from RefSeq and is a predicted model, not a curated record. The transcript has 3 exons. Lineage: Eukaryota; Viridiplantae; Streptophyta; Magnoliopsida; Poales; Poaceae.